Molecule: messenger RNA, 1485 nt
Organism: Geodia barretti
Lineage: Eukaryota; Metazoa; Porifera; Demospongiae; Tetractinellida; Geodiidae
Source: the annotation of a GenBank genome assembly
AUGGGAGUCGUGGGGCCCAACGGGGCCGGCAAGAGCACCCUGUUCAACGUCAUCACCGCCCUGCUGCCGGCCACCUCGGGUAGGGUGCUGAUCCACGGCAGGCCCAUGACGGAAUCGAGGGGUGUGGUCGCCUACGUCCCCCAAUACGAGCGGGUGAAUUCCCGCAUCCCUGCGAGCGCGUGGGACGUGGUGAUGCAGGGCAGGGUGCGCCAUGCCGGAUGGUUCAGGCGCCCGGGCCGCGCCGACCGCGACGCCGCUGAAGCGGCCCUGAACCGGGUCGGCAUGUGGGACCGCCGCAAGUCCCUGAUCUACGAGCUUUCAGGAGGUCAGCGGCAGCGGAUCUUCGUGGCCCGCGCGCUGGCACAGGGCGCCGACAUCCUGCUGCUGGACGAGGCGUUCAGCGGCGUGGACAUCGCCUCGCAGACCGCCCUGAUGGACGUGUUGCUGGAGCUGCGGGACGAUGGACGCACCAUCAUGAUGUCUUCGCACGACAUCAACCACAUGGCCCACUACUGCGACGAGUGCCUCUGCCUCAACUGCAACGUGUGCGCCUGCGGACCGCCCGGCGAGGUGCUCAACGAAGACGUUAUGACCAGCUCUACGGGCCCUUCGGGUCGGCAUUGGUCGGGGCCCUUCCAGUACGGGUUCAUGGUGCGGGCGCUGAUAGUGGCCAUCGUAGUGGGCGUAAUGUGCCCAGUGGCCGGAGUCUACGUGGUCACCCGCGGCCUGGGGUUCAUGAGUGACGGACUGGCCCACUCGGUGCUGCCUGGUAUCGUGGCCGCGUCCAUUCUCGGGGUGGCGGCGGCCAGCGUUUUCGCCGGCGGGAUCCCCAUGGCCAUCAUCAUGGCGCUGCUCAGCGGCUACCUGAUCAAGCGGGCGGGGGUGGGCGAGGACGCCUCGGUGGGCAUACUGUUCGCGGCCCUGUUCGCCAUCGGCGUGAUCAUGAUCAGCAUAGCCUCCUCGCAGGGCGUGUCGGUCCAGGUCAGGCUGGAGGAUAUGCUCCUGGGCAACGUGCUGGGCGUGCCCAGGGUCGAGAUGUACGUGACGCUGGGCGUGGCCGGCGCCGUAAUGCUCACCCUCUUCGGUCUGCAUAAAGAACUCGUCUUUUCGAACUUCGAUCCCACGGGCGCAUCGGUAGUUGGACUUCCCACGGAAAAGCUGGAAUACAUCCUCCUCGCUCUGCUGGCCAUGGUCGUGGUGGUCGCCCUGCAGGCGGUGGGAAUAAUCCUGGUCAUCUCGAUGCUCAUCACCCCCGCCGCCGCAGCCCUGCAGCUGACUCGCAGCUUCACCGGGCGCCAUGAUCGUAGCAGCCCUCAUCGGAGUUGCGUCCGGCGUGGCGGGACUGUAUCUUUCCUACCACUUCAACCUGCCGUCCGGACCGGUGAUGGCACUGGUCGCCUUCAGUUUCUUCGUUCUGUCUAUAAGUUGGAAACAGAAGGGGGCAGGCAUCCUGCAACGCCAGAGGGCCUGACAUGUAUGACCUGA